This is a messenger RNA of Amaranthus tricolor (Joseph's coat), 2011 nucleotides long. RefSeq names its product transcription factor DIVARICATA-like. Gene Ontology annotation, molecular function: DNA binding. The record is from RefSeq and is a predicted model, not a curated record. The transcript has 3 exons. Lineage: Eukaryota; Viridiplantae; Streptophyta; Magnoliopsida; Caryophyllales; Amaranthaceae. The coding region runs from base 310 to 1140 and encodes 276 amino acids.
GAUUCUUUCAUUUUCUUCAAUUCAAUUUAAUGAAUGAAAUAACAAGGAUUAUUCUGAUUCUCUUUUCUCUCAAAUGAUUCUAGAUUCAAUUCCAUUUCAAUUUGUGUCAUUCUGAAACUUCAUUUUCCUUUCAUUUCCCUUCAUUACCCUUACACAUCUUCCCAAUCUUCCUAUUUCUGUUUUGCUAUUUUGAUCAUCAACUCACUCUUUAAAUUCACCCCAUUUCAUCUCUCUCAAUAAUCAAAAAAAUCCAUCAAAAAAAAUUUAAUCUUUCUAGUGAGAGAAAAAAAACCCAAUAAAUUUCCCUAAAUGGGUGCAAUUUACCCAACUUCCUUAUUCUCAAAUUCCAAUUAUAAUUGGCUUUUUCAUGGUGAUUGUAAUAACACAACAUGGACUAAAGAAGAAAAUAAGCAAUUUGAGAAAGCACUUGCAAUUUUUGAUGAUAAUACUCCUGAUAGAUGGUCAAGAAUUGCUGGUAUGAUUCCUGGUAAAUCUGUUAGAGAUGUAAUUAAACAAUAUGAAGAAUUAUUAGAAGAUGUUACUGAUAUUGAAGCUGGGUUAGUUCCAAUUCCUGGUUAUCUUGCUUCUUCUCCUUUCACAUUGGAAUGGGUUGAUAAUAAAAGAUUUGAUCCUUUUAGGAAAAAAUCUGGUAGUUUGAUUAGGCCUCAUGAACAUGAGAGGAAAAAGGGUGUUCCUUGGACUGAAGAUGAACAUAAGCGAUUUCUCUUAGGUCUUCAAAAGUAUGGCAAAGGAGAUUGGAGAAACAUAUCAAGAAACUUUGUCAUAUCAAAGACACCAACUCAAGUUGCUAGCCAUGCACAAAAGUACUUCCUUAGGCAAAAUUCAGAAGGGAAGGAUAAAAGAAGGCCUAGCAUUCAUGAUAUAACUACUGCAAAUCUUUCAGAUAAUACUAUCCCACCCAUUACAGAAUCUGAUGAUCAAAAACCGAAAUCACUCUUAGAACAUUCAGCUGCAUCAUUUCCCUUGCUUCAGAAAUCGAUCAACAUCGUGCCUAAUUUGUUGUUCGAUUGGAGCAACUCGGGUGGUGACGCCUUCAUGGUGUUCGACUCGACUCAUGGGCUCCAGAAUCUGUACAGCACGGCUCACCAAGGCGCCUCGGCCUAUGUAGGAUCACAUUAGAGAACCCAGGUGGAAAUGGCAUUGGAGUAACAAAGAUAAGCACAAGAAAUGAGAAAACAUAAGGAUAUAGAUAAGUCACAAGUGGUAUGGGGCCAUGUCACACCAAAUAAGCUGCAGCCAAACUAGCUGAUUGAAGGGAGGUCACCCAUGAGUGUAACUCCUUUAAAUGUGAUUGCUUGCUUUUUCUCUUCUCUUAAAUGUAAAAAAACUUUCAACUAUUCAAUAGAUUUAAGUGGAUCUAACAUGGCCAAAAGUGACCAAACCCUUCAUCAGCAUCACUUAUUCAUUGGGGUGACUUUGAAUUCCACUACAUACAUACCACUUUGGUGGUUAGAAGUUCUUAUAGCAAGGACAUCUCAAAAGAUACCCUAAUAAUUUUUCACCUUUUUACCAACUAGCUUUAUAAAAUUAUUAGUCAAUAAUAAAAAUAUGCUUCUAUAUUCAUUUAGAAGUAGUUGUUUAAUAGGCUUUUACCAAAAAUUUAUUGUACACAAAAUAUCAUAAAUUCAUAUAAGUAACAUAUUUUGGAAGUAGAUUACAAAAGGGCCAACUCAUUAGGCACUAGGUCAAUAAUUAUGUUAUUUUCCUUUUCACUCUUAAAAUAAGGAUUUGUUUUCCGGUCCAAAGAAUACACAAUGAAAGUUCAUAUAUAUAUAUAUAUAUAUAUAUAUAUAGAGGAUCAAAUAAGAAGGGUUUUAAAAUGAGAAGAAUAAGAAGGAUUUUUAUUUAAUUUUAUUUUGUUACUAUAUAUACAAAAAAGGAUACUAUGUUAUAAAUUAAAGAACAUUUUAAAAUUUAUUUCAUAGUUACUUUUCUGUGUAACAUAGUUACUUUUACAAUUAUGUGUUUUUGGCUCAAUCGUCACCAUAAA